ACUCGAAGAGAAUAUGUGAGUCACUGUCAUGAGCGCAGAUAGGUGCAGAAAAGACCAUUUAGCUGAACGCACUGCGUUCUCCUCGCCACUGCGUUGACAACUGGAGUCGAAAACGCUUCUCGCCGCUUCAAUGUCUGGAUAAUACCGAGCUCAAGGAAAUCCUUAUUAAGCAUAAAAGAUAAUCAAGUUGAAUGUUUUGCCAAAGUUAAACUAUUUCCAUGCAAUCAGGUGCAGUCAACGACAAUGAACGAGUAUUUCUCUUCGAACUCCACCGCCAAGGAGGAGCCCAGCUGGUUCGAGCAGACCGAUGACAAUGUCUCUCUGGAGCUGGCGUCCUCCGCACCGGAGCCGCGGCUCAACCCCUGGGACGUGGUGCUUUGCGUUUCGGGGACGGUCAUCUCCUGUGAAAACGCCAUCGUGGUGGCAAUCAUUUUCUACACCCCUGCUUUAAGAACUCCAAUGUUUCUCCUGAUUGGCAGCUUGGCCACUGCGGACCUGCUAGCCGGAUUGGGGCUCAUCGUUCAUUUUGUGUUUUUGUACUGUAUCCGCUCAGAAGCGGUCGAUCUCAUCACCGUAGGCUUGCUGGUCACUUCCUUCACGGCCAGUGUGGGGAGCCUUUUGGCCAUCACCAUCGACCGCUACCUCUCCCUCUACAAUGCACUCACCUAUUACUCCGAAAGGACUGUGACUCGGACUUACAUCAUGCUGAUCCUCACCUGGGGGGUUUCGAUCUGCUUGGGGCUUCUGCCUGUCAUGGGAUGGAACUGUUUGAAAGACGUGUCCAGCUGCAGUAUAGUCAAGCCCCUGACCAAAAACAACGUGGUGAUCUUGUCCGUGUCCUUCUUCAUGGUGUUCGCCGUGAUGCUGCAGCUGUACACGCAAAUCUGCAAGAUAGUUUGCAGGCACGCCCAUCAGAUCGCUUUACAGCGGCACUUUUUGUCAACGUCGCACUAUGUGACCACCAGGAAGGGCAUCUCCACGCUCGCCGUCAUCUUGGGGACUUUCGCCAGCUGCUGGCUACCCUUCUCCAUCUACUGCCUUUUGGGUGAUUACACCUACCCCUCCUUGUAUACCUACAUUACCCUCUUGCCUGCUAUCUAUAACUCCAUGAUCAACCCCGUCAUCUACGCUUUUCGAAACCAAGAAAUCCAGAAGGUCCUGUGGGCAGCUUGUUGCGGCUGCGCCUCUUCGAAAAUGUCUUGCCGGUCCAGGUCUCCCAGCGAUGUAUAGCGACGGUCUUACUGUGGACCAAAUGCUGUGACCAAAACUAAAAAUAAUAAAAUAAAAUGACAUGAAAUGAGAUGCAUCCCCGUGAGCAGCAAGUGGCGGCUGAUGUGCUGCAAAAGCAAAAGCGGCCUUCACGAGUACGCACUGCUGCUCACCACACUCUGCAAAGGCACUUAAACAUGAAGUCAGCGCUGUAGCCUCACCGAUCCGAGCCCACCUAUCCCCCCAUGAUCGCGUGGAGCGCGCACGUUCUCCCCGUGUGAAAGUGGGGCUUCAUCCCACCAAAGACGUGCAGGUCCAAAUUGGCCCGUGUGUGUGUGUGAGACAGAGAGAGUGAGAGUGAGGACCCUGCGACGGAUUGGCGCACCGUCCAGGGAUUGUUUCCUGCCUUCAGUCCAGCGCUGCCGGGAUAGGCUUCUGCCUCCGCGUGAUGCUGAACUGGCUUAAACAGGUGUGAAAAUGUGAUGUUAAAGGCAGGGACGCUACGUUGAUGUCCAUGUCCCAUGAGUAUGCUGCGCUUUUGGGAUAAAAAAUCUGCUAGGAAGAGGUUUCGUAUCAUUGCAGAAUUAAAUCAGGAUGACUGCUAAUAGGACCGUAUAUGCUGGACAAGAAUAUAAUGCAGGAAAAGAGAGAUCGAUAGAUGACAGGCACUAUAUAAUAGAAAAGAAAGGAACGACGCAAAAUACGCCAAAUCGGUCAAUUUAAAAGCGGACUAGAACCUAAAUAUUUCAGAUAUACCGAGAGAUAACCCGCCGAGAAUAUCACUUGAAGUGCUGCCUGCUGCUUCGCUCCACGGGUUUCAAUCGAAGUGACUUGCUCUACCCUACUGAAUGCUCUUACAUAAUUAAUAUUAUUAAUACGUUAAUAGGCACUACGCGUGCUUGAAUGCAGGCACCAACUGCCACACAAUCAGCUAUAGUCGAUUGUUGUGGAUUUAAUAUUCGAGGACAGCGUUGGCUUGGGUUUUCAGCACUCCAUUGCAUUUGGAAAGCUGGAAGAUUCUGAAGCUGGAUGACGUCGUUUCCGAGUCUGAGAGCCUUAGACUUUUUAAAUGCUUGGAUGGAUGGAUGGAUAGAUAGAUAGAUAGAUAGAUAGAUAGAUAGAUACUAACACGACAGACAGAUAUGACUGGCGCUAUGUAAUAGAUACAUAGACAUAUGGAAGGUUCUGAAGUGGAUGGCUGAGAGAGCCUUAGAUAUUUUAGAGGAUUUGGCUCAGUUAUCCACUUUAGGACCUUCCAUAUGCAUGUGGAGAAUCUUAGCAUCAAGUCGGAAUAACACUAAUAUAUAUAUAAUGCAUUAUUAACUGUUAUUCCGACCUGGUACUGUUUCUGGUGAUAUUCUUCGCGUAUUUCCUAUUAUACAGAUUGAGAGAUUCCGAGCGGAGCCGCGGCUCUGAUAUUCUCCGCAUAUUCUCACUGCCAGUCCCCCGGGCCGUAAUGCAUUCCUCACAUUGUGGUGCUCUUCUGACCCCUAUCGGUCACAACGAAAUUUGUACGUAAAGAUGGCCUGAAAUUGCUGGAAAAACUGCAGGACUGAAUUUGAACAGACUCAUGAGCCUUGCGUUCAGAAACGAGGAGGGUGUUUUUGUAUUAUGUGCCUAAAACGAUAGCCAAACACUCUAACGUGGAGUAUCCGACAUUUGCACUAUGCUCAUACGUGUGGUAGGAGAUCAUGCAACAUUUAAGCAGAUGUGUUCAAAAGAGUUCAAACAUGCAGGGCUUGGUUUUCUAAAGCUGAUUCAGUGUUUACACAUUGCUCCGUUUGGCCCCCUUUUUUGUUUAACAUUCCUAAUCAUAACUUGAAAAAGUAAUAAAAAACAUCAGUGAUUCUUUUAGUCAUCAGUGGCUUUUGAAAAUCAAGCCCAUGUCGAUCACAAAUUUGCAUUGCUGCGGUAAUCCUAUCUGUAAAUGAUUUUGAAACAUUCAUUUUUGCUGUGAAUCUAUAAAUGAAUUCUACUUUUUGCCAAAUUCUAAGAGCUAAUGAAACUACAAUGGAUGAGUUUAUUGUAUGUACUGUGUUCGAUUUGCACAAAUAUAAAUUCAAAUGAGGAGGGGGAACAGAACAAAAAGUAUCAAUGCGAGGCACUUUGAAACUAAACUUCUUACUGUAAUGUUGCACAAAUCUUUUAAUGUAUAUAAAAUGUCUAAAUGAACAACUUCUUUUGUUUAAAUGGGAAUGUAUAAUGUUCUUGUUUACAAUUCAAAAAUAAAAAUUAAUUUCUUA
Molecule: messenger RNA, 3452 nt
Organism: Polypterus senegalus (gray bichir)
Lineage: Eukaryota; Metazoa; Chordata; Cladistia; Polypteriformes; Polypteridae
Gene: gpr3
Product: G protein-coupled receptor 186
Exons: 2
Coding region: 244-1230 (328 amino acids)
Biological process (GO): G protein-coupled receptor signaling pathway
Cellular component (GO): membrane
Molecular function (GO): G protein-coupled receptor activity
Source: RefSeq, a predicted model, not a curated record